AUGGCAACUCCACAGGAUCACAGAGGACGCUGCAAGCUGACGCUGCUGUGGGUGCUGCUGGGGACGCUGUGGGAGAUGGGAACCGGGCAGAUCCGCUACUCAGUGCCAGAGGAGACGGACAAAGGCUAUUUCGUGGGGAAUAUCUCCAAGGACCUGGGGCUGGAGCCGCGGCAGCUAUCAAAGCAUGGAGUCCGCAUCGUCUCCCGAGGUAGGGCGCAGCUGUUCGCUCUGAACGCGCGCAGCGGCAGCUUGGUCACGGCGGGCAGGGUAGACCGCGAGGAGCUCUGUGCCCAGAGCGCGCGGUGCGUGCUGAAUAUUAACAUCCUGGAUGAGGAUAGAGGACAACUCUUUGGGAUAGAAAUAGAGAUAACUGAUAUCAAUGAUAAUAAGCCACAGUUCCAGGCUGAGAAUCUGGAAGUAAAAAUUAAUGAAAUCGCUGCUCCUGGCGCGCGUUAUCCACUGCCUGAGGCUGUGGACCCGGAUGUGGGCGUGAACUCCCUGCAGAGCUACCAGCUCAGUUCCAAUCUGCACUUCUCCCUGGACGUGCAAAACGGAGACGAUGGGGCUGUCCGGCCCGAGCUGGUGCUGGAGCGCGCCUUGGACCGCGAGCAGGAGGCCGUCCACCACCUGAUCCUCACCGCCCUGGAUGGUGGCGAGCCACGGCGCUCCAGCACCGCGCACAUUCGCGUGACCGUGCUGGAUACAAACGACAACGCCCCGGUGUUUGCUCAGCCGACCUACCGGGUCAAAGUGCCUGAGAACGUGCCCCAGGGCACUCAGCUGCUUGCCGUGAGAGCCAGCGACCCAGACGAGGGAGCCAACGGGAAGGUGGUGUAUAAAUUCUGGAAAAUUAAUGCGCAACAUUCCCCGUUUUUUGUGCUUAAUGAAACUACUGGAGAAAUAUCAAUCGCAAAAAGCCUUGAUUAUGAAGAAUGUUCCUUCUAUGAAAUGGAAAUACAGGCUGAAGAUGGUGGGGGACUUCUGGGGAGGACCAAAGUGCUGAUCUCUGUGGAAGAUGUAAAUGACAACAGACCGGAAGUGACCAUCACUUCUCUUCUUAGCCCAGUGUUGGAGAGUUCUCCUCCAGGAACAGUGAUUGCCUUCUUGAAUGUGCAUGACCGAGACUCGGGGAAGAAUGGUCAAGUUGUGUGUCAUGUAGGUGACCAAUUGCCUUUUAAAUUGGAGAAAUCAGUCGAUAACUACUAUCGAUUAGUGACAUGGAAAGACUUGGAUCGAGAAGAGGUCUCUAGCUACAAAAUCACCGUGGUAGUCUCAGAUCUGGGAACCCCGCCUCUGGCUACUGAAACCCACAUCAGCCUGAUGGUAGCUGACACCAACGACAACCCACCUGCCUUCCCUCGUGCCUCAUACUCCGCCUAUAUCCCCGAGAACAACCCCAGGGGUGCCUCCAUUUUCUCGGUGACAGCACAGGACCCCGACAGCCAAGAGAAUGCACAGAUCACUUACUCUGUAAUGGAAGACACCAUAUCCGGGGUGCCUCUGUCCACCUACGUCUCUAUCAACUCUGACACUGGAAUCCUAUAUGCACUGCAGCCCUUUGACUAUGAGCACUUGAGAGAACUGCAGCUCUGGGUGACAGCCAGUGACAGCGGGGACCCACCUCUCAGCAGCAAUGCCUCCCUCACCAUCUUCGUGCUGGACCAGAAUGACAAUGCCCCUGAGAUCCUCUACCCCACCCUCCCCACCGAUGGAUCCACAGGCGUGGAGCUGGCACCACGCUCUGCAGAACCUGGCUAUCUGGUGACCAAGGUGGUGGCAGUAGACAGGGACUCUGGCCAGAAUGCCUGGCUGUCCUACCGGCUGCUCAAGGCCAGCGAGCCAGGGCUGUUCUCUGUGGGGCUGCACACGGGCGAGGUGCGCACAGCACGGGCCCUGCUGGACAGAGAUGCACUGAAGCAGAGCCUGGUGGUGGCCGUCCAGGACCACGGGCAGCCGCCUCUCUCGGCCACUGUCACGCUCACAGUGGCCGUGGCUGACAGCAUCCCCGCAGUGCUGGCUGACCUGGGCAGCCUCAAGCCUUCAGUGGAAGCUGAUGAGGCAGACCUGACUCUGUACCUGGUGGUGGCAGUAGCUACAGUGUCGUGUGUCUUCCUGGCCUUUGUGAUUGUGCUGCUGGCACUCAGGCUGAGGCGCUGGCACCACUCCCGCCUCCUGCAUUCUGCAGGUGAUGGGUUGUCAGGCAUGCCAGCCUCACACUUGGUGGGCAUUGAUGGGGUACAGGCUUUCCUGCAGACCUACUCACAUGAGGUGUCCCUGACCACAGACUCCAGAAAGAGUCACCUCAUCUUCCCUCAGCCCAACUAUGCAGACACACUCAUCAGCCAGGAGAGCUGUGGGAAAAAUGCCUCCUUGUUGACAUCUGUAGAUUUUCAGGAAUGUAAAGAUGAAGCUGCUUGUGCUCAGGUGAGUUCAGUUCUUCCUCUUGCAGUUCCAUUGUGUUUGCGCUGAUCUCAGGGUUUUGAAGAUUAGACUGUG
Messenger RNA from Ochotona curzoniae (black-lipped pika), 2496 nucleotides. Its product is annotated as protocadherin gamma-A8-like. NCBI's taxonomy places the organism in Eukaryota, Metazoa, Chordata, Mammalia, Lagomorpha, Ochotonidae. Gene Ontology annotation, cellular component: plasma membrane. Bases 1 to 2469 code for a protein of 822 amino acids. Gene Ontology annotation, molecular function: calcium ion binding. The record is from RefSeq and is a predicted model, not a curated record. Gene Ontology annotation, biological process: homophilic cell-cell adhesion. The transcript has a single exon.